Molecule: messenger RNA, 1975 nt
Organism: Seriola dumerili (greater amberjack)
Lineage: Eukaryota; Metazoa; Chordata; Actinopteri; Carangiformes; Carangidae
Gene: wdr21
Product: DDB1 and CUL4 associated factor 4
Exons: 13
Coding region: 355-1956 (533 amino acids)
Cellular component (GO): Cul4-RING E3 ubiquitin ligase complex
Molecular function (GO): protein binding
Source: RefSeq, a predicted model, not a curated record
AACAUGGAAGGAACUUAAUGCUCAGUACUUAGCUCAUGAGGUGCUAAAACAACUAUGUUUAUCAGUUUAAUGAUAAAAUUGAUUGUUUUCCUGUAACGGAAGCCGUAUUUAUUGACCUAUUGAAACCUGUUCAACAUUGACUCCUGUUAAAUGUUAAGCGUCAGUAUUAAAACGUGUCGAGAAGGAUGUGUAGCUAACAUUAGCUCAAGAGUGCUAAUGGCAAGAACUUGCUAACUAGUGCUAACACGUAGACACGCUACCUCUACCUAGCUUCACUCGCUCGCACAAAUUUACAGAAGUGAAUGAAAGGCGACGUGUUGUUAGGACCUUCACUUUGUGAAUUACACAGCAGGAAUGAAGAAGUGGACCUGGCGAGAGGGGCAGCGACCGCACAGGCGACAAGGGGGUGGUCACCGCCGCGGCUGGUACAGAGACAACCGGCAAAGAUCAGCACAGGACGAACAGUGGUAUGGACACGAUGCAGGGCCGUCACGUAGAACAUCUCAGAGGAGGUAUGAUAACCAGUCUGCCUCUUCCUCUUCUUCAUCGUCUUCCUCAUCCUCAUCUUCUGCCUCCAAGGCCAGCAGUGCUGCCCCAGAACUGCCUGGUUUUUACUUUGACCCAGAGAAAAACCGAUACUUUCGUCUGUUGCCGGGACAUAACAACUGCAACCCGCUGACCAGAGAGCGGCUGCAGGAGAAAGAAAGGGAGAAACAGAGAAACAAGUUGCUCGCAGAGGAUGAAAAACCCAGAAAAAAAGCACCAAGAGCAGGACUGAACACUUCACUGCUGCUGCAGAAAAGACACCUUGGCUUGUUACCUGAGAGCUCCUAUUGCAGGUUGGUCCAUGAGGUGAAGGUCAGCGGAAUGAGACGCCACAAACUAGAGAUCCAGAGCACAGACAACAGCAACCCCAACACUGACAACUUCAGACUGAUAGUGGGGGACUCGGCGUGUGAGCGAGUGUUUACAGUCAAUGAUGUCUCUCACGGCGGCUGCAAGUACGGCAUCAUGAACUUCAGCAGCAGUAGCCGGGGCUCUCUGUCAGUGGAGAUGUGUGAUAACCUUUACUUCACCAACCGCAAGGUGAAUUCCAUAUGCUGGGCCUCAGUCAACUAUCCAGACUCCCAUGUGCUGCUUUGUCUGGUCGGAGUGGCAGACACCCCUGGCUGCGUCAGUUUACUUCCUGCUUCGCUCUUCAGCAACUCCAACCCAGACCAGCCCGGGAUGCUGUGCAGCUUUAAGAUAUCCACAGCCUGGUCUUGUGCUUGGUGUCUCAACCCACAGUUUGACAAGACCUUCAGCACUGGCCUGUCUCGCAGGGUAAUUGUGAAAGAUGCAGAGACGGGCCGAACACAGACGUACAGCGUAGGCAGCGAUGUCUUGGCUCAGCAGUUUGCCCUUAGGGUCCCUGUGCUGUUUAACGGUUGCCGAUCGGGGGAGAUCUUCAGCAUCGACUUGCGGCAGCGCGGCCGCAGGGAUCAAAGCUGGAAGGCCAGCCGCUUCCAUCAAGAAUCAGCCAUCACUUCUGUCCGCGUCCUCCAGGAUGAGAACUAUCUACUGGCUGCUGACAUGCUGGGCCAGAUCAAGCUGUGGGAUGUGCGAGUGACAAAACCAGUGCAGGAGUUCAAAGGGCAUUAUAAUGAACAUGCCUACCUUCCUAUUCAUGUCAAUGAACCUGAGGGACUUCUGUUGGCAGUGGGUCAGGAUUGCUACACGAGGUUAUGGAGCUUAAAGGACGGCCACCUGCUACGGACCAUCCCAUCACCCCACCCGGUUGCAAACGACCUGAUCCCAAGCGUCGUCUUCUCCUCCAAGUUGGGUGGCUGCAGGGGGCUCCCCGGCCUGCUCAUGGCUGUCAAACAUGACCUGUAUUAUUUCCCAUACAACACUGACUACCAGGAAGGAGGAGAGCAGAUGGCUGGAUUUUGUGAAAAUGUUUCAUCUGACACGUGAUUUCUGAAAAAAAAAAGAC